This is a messenger RNA of Alosa alosa (allis shad), 3136 nucleotides long. It is a transcript of the gene sh3bp2, whose product is annotated as SH3-domain binding protein 2. The record is from RefSeq and is a predicted model, not a curated record. NCBI's taxonomy places the organism in Eukaryota, Metazoa, Chordata, Actinopteri, Clupeiformes, Clupeidae. Gene Ontology annotation, biological process: signal transduction. Bases 567 to 2255 code for a protein of 562 amino acids. The transcript is spliced from 13 exons. Gene Ontology annotation, molecular function: SH3 domain binding.
UAAAUUACCCCUGCAAUCUGGGCCCAUGUUCAGUCAGAAAGCCUGACUGUGUUUGUCCCAUAGCAUUUAAUCUUCCUUAUCCACCCCACCCAGCAUCUCCAGGCUCAUGUCAAGGGGAAAUCAGAUACCUCUCGGGUCAGUCUAGGGGAUUUUUCGGGCCUCCGUCAUCGGUUUGGUCUCAGGUCUUGCUUGGAGCUACCCAGCGCCGCCGCAAACUAAGUAGACCCACAGCCAGAGUCAUCAGGGAGACAGGAAGUGGGAGACCUAGUGAAACAAUCAGCAACUCCAAAGGGGCACGCGCAUUCCAGGGGAAGCGUCCCAGCUUCCUGACUGAGCGCGCGCAUCCGCUUUAGGCUCAGGUUGGUCGGCUUGAGGGGGCUCCGGCGCUAACAGCAGCUCGCGCUGGCUGGCUGGGUCCAGGCACUAGGCGCUCUGACUCACACCGGGCCCUUAUUUUGUGGUGGAAAAAACUCUCUCGCUCGUACACGCACGCAGUCCUCCGCCCUGCCUGAGGCGCAGAGGCAGCAGCAGCAGCAGCAGCAGCAGAGCGGAGAGGCAGGAGCAGAAUGGGCGAGAAUUCCCCAGUUCCGAGUGUGAGGAGACAGAGGAGCAGGAGGAACAUGUCAGCACCUCAGCUUUCCUGGCCCGUUCCCAUGAGGGCCAUCGGGGCCCAGAACCUUCUGACAAUGCCCGGGGGCGUCACCACAUCCGGAUACCUCCACAAGAAAGGCGGGAGCCAGUUUAGUCUCAUGAAAUGGCCCUUACGCUACAUAAUAAUUCACAAAGGAUGUGUGUACUACUUUAAAACCAGCACCUCCGCCACACCACAAGGGGCUUUCUCACUCAGUGGUUACAACAGGGUUAUGAGAGCAGCGGAAGAGACAACAUCCAGUAACGUGUUCCCCUUCAAGGUUGUGCACUUCAGUAAGAGACACAGAACCUGGUACUUCUCUGCAGCCAGCGAGGAUGAGAGAAGGAAAUGGAUGUGUCAUUUGAGGAGAGAAAUCGACCACUAUAAUGACCGCAGAGACACCUGUGUUCCGAGUGACUCAGACUCUGAUGCGGAGAGUUUCUAUGGGCCAAUUGAGUGUCCACUGGACAUCACCCACACUGCUGAGAAUCCUGAAGGUGAUUACCUCCUGGAAGAGGACUCCGAUGAAGAGGAUUACCUGAAGCCUGAUGGACCAUCUCCAACUUCAGGUCGACCCAUUGCGCCCCCUCCCUCGUACCCCCCUCCUCCCGUGCCCUACCAUCCUCACCCAAACUCACUGUCCGCUUUCUCUAAGGGGCCUCCACCCACACCUCCACCCAUCCCGAAGAAGCCGCCCCCAUCCUACCCUGUGCCCACCCCAUGUAGCCUACCCCCGUGCUUUCCCCCGCCAAUGCCCCACGCGCCAACGCCCCCCGUGCCCAAACCCGCGGCCUUGCGGGGCCCUCCCCUUCCAUCCCUGGACAGCCUGAAGAAGCAGAUCAGCACACGGACGGCCUCCACUAUGCCCCUCGUGGAGAGCCGGGACCGGAAGCUCAGUCCCUCCGAGUUUGCUCCAGCCCCGGCCACACUUCCGUUCGUCAAGAAGCCGCCCCCCUUCGCUCCGCCCAACAGACCCCCUCCUCCUUCCGUAUCCAACCACGCCCUCCUCCACAAGCCCCCACCUCCCAUGCCCCCUAACCUAGGUGCGAAGCCCCCGAGCCAGCCGCCCACCACCUCGCCCAACCUCUCUCUGGUCAAACCCAAGCUAACUCCUCCUAAACCUCCUCUUCCGGGCCAAGCCAUGCUCACUCCAAGAGGACCUUCACUGCAAAGAUCGUCUCCAGAUGGGCAGAGCUUUCGCUCCUUGGGGGACGAGAUGCCUGGCGUGGUGAAGAAGCUAGCGAAGCUGAAGAGGGGAGCGGAGGACGACUCUGACGACGACUAUGAGAACGUGCAACUGCCAGAUUCAGUGUUUGUGGAGACAACCGAAACCAGCAUUGUUGAAAGAAUGUUUAAAGAUUGGUGUGGUAGCUGUCCGCAAGAUGGACUUUACUGCUUCCGCAAGUCAGGAACUAAAACAUCCAAGGUGCUUGUUGUGUGGGAUGUGAGCUUAAUAAAAGCAAGGAACUACAGACUCUUUGAAGAGGACUCAAAGUUCUUCCUGGAGACGGACUGCACCUUUACCUCGCUGGCCGAACUGGUAGAGUACUACCACGGUCAUCCGCUUCCCAACCACGGUUCGCUCUGUUUGCAGAAGCCAUACGGCUACACUCCACCCAGGUGACCUCACCUAUCUGCCUGCAAGGGACUCAUGUCACCCACCAGUGAUUAACUGGCUGCCUGCCUGUGUACAGCGGCUCCAGACUCCCAUGCCUGGAGUCAAGCACCCCCUGCAGGAUGAGACUUGUCACUACAGAUGCCCCCCCCCACCAUCACCCAGUCAUGUGGGAGGACACAUAUAAUGUCUGUGUGUGUGUGUGUGUGUGUGUGUGUGGACGCUGCAGGGACAGAGGAAAAGGAUAUACUGUUAUGUUCGUUCCCUCUGAAUACCCACAUUCUCCGCAGUGGACUGAAGAAGGGUCUGGAAACUGCAAGUGGCGAUGAAUCAUGUCAGAUUUGUCGUGGGGUUGAAAAGGCCAAGGGCUCAAAUGCCAAGGCAAUACAAACUGCGGUUGACUGCCUUGACUGGACCCCGUUAAAAAGGUUGAGCUGGAACAGAUGUUCAAGAAAGACAAAGGAAGGAGCAUUACGAGGACAUCACAGUGUUAAGUUGUUUGAAAAUGUGUGUGUUCUUUGCGUAUUUGAAACGCCGCACACAAGAUAACAGAUCUGCUGAGGGGUAACGCCUGUAGCUCAUUGAGAAAUGACUUUUGAAUAGAGGGGACAUUUAAGGUGUCCUAUAUAUUCAUAUCAGAAGGACGCUAUCUAUUCUGAGUUACAGGUUCAUGUACUGACACACACUCUCCUGUAGCUCUGCUAGUGGAGCAACUUGCAAGUAAUGCCAAGGUCAUAGAGUUCAGACACACAGACACUGGUAAAAUGUAAACAUACUUUGUACUGUUAUGUAAAUACAUGCAUUUGUAAGUGUGCUAGCAAAACAGUAUGUACAUUAUUACAGUAUAUUUUAAUAAUAAUAUUUGUAAAUUAAAGGAUUUGUAUAGUAAA